Messenger RNA from Lactuca virosa, 2157 nucleotides. The record is from the annotation of a GenBank genome assembly. NCBI's taxonomy places the organism in Eukaryota, Viridiplantae, Streptophyta, Magnoliopsida, Asterales, Asteraceae.
AUGAAAUUGAUGGUCGAACAAACGAAUGCCAUCCUUUUAAUCAAAGUUUCAACAGGAUUCUGCUUUCCUACAGAAAUGGAAACCAUGGAAGGUAACAACAUAACAACUGAAACCCUAGGUGGGCUUUCUUCAUCUUCUCAGCCACCCGCCCCACCUCAUACAACCUCGAAACCAACUCCGGAGGAAAUAUUCGGUGGCGACUUUGGGUCGAAAAACGGCAGCGGCGGCAGUGAGGUCGUUGUUACGACGGUCGUUGAAAAGACUGAGGUGACUAUCGUCAAGGUAGUUCAAGAAAACAAAGAUGACAUCGUCAUGUUUCAAGAAGGAGAAGCUUUCAGCCACUCUGUUACAGAGAAAACAGAGAAUAACAUUGAAGCUAAAGUGAACGAGAAGGAAGGGGCUUUUGGUCAUUUGCUUGAUGGUAUGAACAUAGAUUACAACAAUGAGGCUAAAGAAAAGGAGAAAGAAGGUGUUUUUGAUCAUUUGUUUGAUGGUAACGAGGGUAUAAACGUAAAUUUCACUGAUGAGAAGUUGGUUGCUGGUGAGGAUCUGAUGGAUGUCUGUUUACCCGAUCAUAAAGAGAAAAAACCCGAAAACAUUGCUGGUGUCUUUGAAUUCACAGAUGAUAUGAACGAAGAGAAGAACAAUGAAGGAAAUCUUGAAAAUGGAACCAAAUUAGCAGAAAACAAUGAAAGUGAAGAAGAAGAACAUGAUUUUGUGGUGGGUGAUUUUGUAUGGGGCAAAAUCAAGUCUCACCCAUGGUGGCCGGGUCAAAUAUACGACCCAUCAAACGCAUCAGAUUAUGCAAACUCUAUAAAAAGAAAAGGUCAUCUCUUAGUUGCUUAUUUUGGUGAUGGAUCAUUUUCAUGGUGUUCACCCUCUCAACUAAAACCAUUCAUCGAUCACUUUGAAGAAAUGUCAAAUCAAAGCGACUCCAAGAAGUUUGUACAUGCGGUUCGAACCGCUCUCAAAGCGGUUAACCAUCUUGUCGAAUCGGAACUGACCAGUAAAUGUCAAACCGUUGACCGGGCUGCCCGGGUUCCCAAUGUUGACAUGGCGAACAGUGGGAUUAAGCCUGGGGUGGAGGUCCCAAAAGGGAACACGAUUAGGGUUUUGAUCGAUCGAAUGAACCCGAUUGAGCUUCUUUUGAAGUUGGACACGUAUGCUACUAUUGACCCUGGUUUGAAAAUGGUUGAGCUUGAACUUGAACUAACCGUGGUUAAAAGCUGGUUGGGUGUGUUUUAUUUACAAAAAGGCGGUUACUUGCUUCCGGAAUACCAUGAUCCGAUGUGUAUCGAAGGUCUUGAAGACAAGUCAAGGAUCGGAAUCAACGAUUCCGAAGUAAACGGGCCGUCGGAAUGUGGAGAGAAUGGUGACGAUAAGUUGUAUCAGAAAAGGAAACAGAAAAGCGUGGCGGAGCUUUUGAGCGUCGAAGAUGAGCCGCCAAAGAUGAAGAAAGCGAAACCGGUGAAAGAGAGUGGCGGUUCGGGGAGGAAACGCAAGGCGGCGCUGGUAGUGGCGGUGCCGGAGUCACCGGAAAGUGACGGCGGUGGGGAGGACUCGAUGUGUUCGCCGCGCCAGAGGAAGAAAAGCAAGUAUUUGUCGCCGCCGUAUUUGAGUCCGGUUUGGAGUGGGAAGCUGUCAGGUUCGGGUUCUGGUUCUUUCAAAGAACCAAAACCCGAACCUGAAAAGGAAAAGGAAAAGGAAAAAGAAAAAGAAAAAGAUUCUGAAGCUACUGAUAAGCAGGUUGAGGAGUCUUCUUCUUCUUCUAGAAGGAAGCCUCGUCAGAAGAGACGUGUGCGUGAAGGAUCAGAUGAUCAGGAGGGUAAAAUCGUAAUUGAUGUGAAUGUGAAUGUCGACAAGGUUUUGAAUGGGUUGUUACUUGCGGCACUUGAUCCUUCGGGUUCUGUGGAGAAGAAGAAGCUUGGGGUUGUGACCCGGUUCGUUUCGUCCUUCCGGAGCUCCAUUUUUGAAAAUGGAUCUGAAUAUAAACCCGACCCAGAGGUGGAGGAAUCGGAUGUUGGGUUUGUGAAGAGGAAGAUUGAGGAGAUGAGGGAGAUGGUGAAUGGGUGUGAAGAAGAAGAUGAGAUGAAUGGUGAGGUGAAGGGGAGAUUGGAAGGGGUGAUAAUGGAGGUUCUUGAGAGGGUGAAGAAGUAA